GGCGGGGACAGGGUGCAUAGGACCAUGGGGAUGGGGCACAAAGGGCCGUGGGGCCGUGGGACGCGGGACAGUGGGGACAGGGCGCAUGGGAUCGUGAGGAUGGGGAAGAAAAAAACAUGGGGACAGGGCACACGGGACCAUGGGGCCAGGGCGCAUGGGACCACGGGGCACAAAAAACAAGGGGCCAGGGCACACGGGACCACGGGGCCAGGGCGCAUGGGACCAUGGGGACAGAGCAUGGGACAAGGGGAACGAUGCAGAUGGGACACUGAGGACAGCGGGCAUGGUCCCGGGGGCACGGGGCACCACUGGGACAGAGCACGCAGGACCACGGGGACAGCCCACAUGGGACCAUGGGGACAGGGCGGGGGGGCCACACCAUGGGGACGGUGCAGGUGGAGGACACAGGGAGCGGAGGACGCGGGGCCCUGCCGGCAUUUCGCCAUCGCACCGCGUCCCAGCUCAUCCCUGGGGCGGGCCCUGUCCCCACACCCUAUAAGUGCCACCGCCGGCGGGUGACAACGCAGAGGACACCACUCCCCAGCAGGUUCUCGGAGGCCGACACCUUUGCAGGCUCUGCCAUGUCCCAUGUGUCCACAGCAGCCCCCAGAGGUGGCGCCGGGAGCCCCCGGAGGUGCCAGGACCAUGCCCAGCGCCGUGAGCACCCGCUGGGUGUCACCAUGGGGGGGACCUCGGGGGACAGCGGCCCCGUGACGUCCGUCAUUGACCCCGACAUGGAGGCCUUGUUCGACGAGUUCCUGGGGAAAGUGAGAUUUGAUGAGGGGACGACGACGACCACCUCGGUGGUCUCGGGGACGGCGCAGCCCUACCACUACACGGUGCGGGACACGGAGCACAAGGCGCUGUGCCUGCAGGGGGGGCGCCUGGUGGCCACCAGCCUGCAGGGCGCCAACGCCGCCCAGGAAGAAGCCAUCAGCGUGGUCCCCAACCGGCACCUGGAGCGCCGGCGCUGCCCCCUCAUCGUGGGCAUCCGCGGGGGCAGCCAGGCCCUGUCCUGCGGCACCGGCCCCGAGCCCCAGCUGCGGCUGGAGGAGGUGGGGGUGCUGGACCUGUUCCAUGCGGAGGACCACGCCAUGCCCUACACCUUCUACAAGACGUUCGGGGGCUCCACGCACACCUUCGAGGCCGCCGCCUUCCCCGGGCACUUCCUCAGCACCACCCCGCGGCCCGGUGAGGCGCUGGGCCUGGCCCCCCCGGCCGCCCAGGACGCCAUCACCUCCUUCUACCUGCGCCGCAAGUGACUGGGGGGGGCACCCGUGGGUGGGGGGGGGGGGGGCUGGCACACCGCCCCCACAGCCUCCUGUGGGAAUAAAGGUGCUGGCUGCA
Messenger RNA from Cygnus olor (mute swan), 1347 nucleotides. RefSeq lists its product as uncharacterized. The record is from RefSeq and is a predicted model, not a curated record. The transcript is spliced from 6 exons. NCBI's taxonomy places the organism in Eukaryota, Metazoa, Chordata, Aves, Anseriformes, Anatidae. Gene Ontology annotation, biological process: positive regulation of gene expression; cellular response to lipopolysaccharide; inflammatory response to antigenic stimulus. Bases 354 to 1262 code for a protein of 302 amino acids. Gene Ontology annotation, molecular function: cytokine activity; interleukin-1 receptor binding.